Molecule: messenger RNA, 738 nt
Organism: Syngnathus typhle (broad-nosed pipefish)
Lineage: Eukaryota; Metazoa; Chordata; Actinopteri; Syngnathiformes; Syngnathidae
Gene: rpl17
Product: ribosomal protein L17
Exons: 7
Coding region: 156-710 (184 amino acids)
Biological process (GO): cytoplasmic translation
Cellular component (GO): cytosolic large ribosomal subunit; ribosome
Molecular function (GO): structural constituent of ribosome
Source: RefSeq, a predicted model, not a curated record
UUCGGUAAGGACGAUAAGCCGACGCGCCGGCACGCAAUCCUUUGGAAAUCUUGUGCAAAUUGUCUCCAUCCUUCCUUGUAAACGCUCUCGAAGUGUUUGAGACACGCGACUGCGCCAGUCGGCUUCGCCCGUUUGCGUGAAAGAGAAGAGUGAAAAUGGUCCGCUACUCCUUGGACCCCGAGAACCCCACAAAGUCAUGCAAGUCGAGAGGCUCCAACCUGCGGGUCCACUUCAAGAACACGCGUGAGACCGCCCAGGCCAUCAAAGGCAUGCACAUCCGCAAGGCCAACAAGUACCUGCGGGACGUGGUGGUCAAGCAUCAGUGCGUCCCCUUCCGACGCUAUAACGGCGGCGUGGGCCGCUGCGCUCAGGCCAAGCAAUUCGGCUGGACGCAAGGCCGAUGGCCCAAGAAGAGCGCCGAGUUCCUGCUGCACAUGCUGAAGAACGCAGAGAGCAACGCUGAGCUCAAGGGUCUGGACGUGGACUCGCUGGUGAUCGAGCACAUCCAGGUGAACAAAGCGCCCAAGAUGCGGCGGCGCACGUACCGCGCCCACGGCCGCAUCAACCCCUACAUGAGCUCGCCGUGCCACAUCGAGAUGAUCCUCACCGAGAAGGAACAGAUCGUCCCCAAGCCCGAGGAGGAGGUGGCGCAAAAGAAGAAGGUGUCCCAGAAGAAGCUGAAGAAGCAGAAGUUGAUGUCACGCGAGUAGCUUGCAAUAAAAAGCAAAAACCUUCUUG